Molecule: messenger RNA, 1904 nt
Organism: Sorghum bicolor (sorghum)
Lineage: Eukaryota; Viridiplantae; Streptophyta; Magnoliopsida; Poales; Poaceae
Product: SNF1-related protein kinase regulatory subunit gamma-like PV42a
Exons: 3
Coding region: 35-1594 (519 amino acids)
Source: RefSeq, a predicted model, not a curated record
UAAAAUUUUGGGGAACUAAACGAGGAGCCAAGAAAUGACUCUGAGAUUUGGCUGCCGACAUGAUGUGGGAUACCGUGAACUCGCUAGUCGUGACGUUUCUUUCCACGCGGCAGCUCGGGAGAGCCAUGCGCCUCUCCGCUCGCCACGUUCUCCUGCAACUCGAAGCACUCAAAAGCUAUUAAGAACUGGAUUGGUUCUCGAUCGAAUCCAACAAGAACAGAAGAGAGACGAGAGUAGCAGAGCAGCUAGAAAGGAAGGAGUGGUCAGGUCAGCAAUGGCGCAGCUUAGAGCACCCGCCGACGAGGAGAGGCUGCAGCAGGAGGCGCCGCACGGCGUGGCCGGCGGCGGGGACGUGAGCAGCAACAAGAAGGCGCGCGCGGGGCUCUGCGGCGUGCUCCGCGAGCGCAAGGUGGUGGAGCUGGCGCGCGCCAAGCGGCGGCUGGUGGAGGUCCCCUACACCGCGACGCUGGCGCACACGGCGAACGCGCUCCUUGCCGCGCGCGUCUCCGGCGUGGCCGUGGCCGCGCCGCCGGGCCACUGGAUCGGCGCCGGCGGGUCCAUGAUCCUCGAGUCCGACCCGGCCACCGGCGCCGUCCGCAAGCACUACAUCGGCAUGGUCAACAUGCUCGACAUCCUCGCCCACAUCGCCGAGGCCAGCGACGACGCCGAGGCCGACGGCGAGUCCGUCGACCUCGACCGCCGGAUGGCCGUGCCGGUGUCCUCCGUCAUCGGCCACUCCCUCGAGGGCCUCACUCUCUGGACGCUCCAUCCGACAACCAGCGUGCUGGACUGCAUGGAGACGUUCAGCAAGGGGGUGCACCGCGCGCUGGUGCCGCUGGAGAGCUCGGCGGACAACGUGGUGGCGGUGGAGCUGGUGGAGUCGGCGCCGGGGUACCGGAUGCUCACCCAGAUGGACGUGGCGAGGUUCCUCAGGGCGCACGGCGCGGAGCUGAGGGACGUGCUGUCGCGCACCGUGCGCGAGCUCGGCGCCGUGAACGACACGGUGUUCGCGGUCGCCGGCGGCACCAAGGUGAUCGACGCCAUCAGGGCGAUGCGGGCGGCGUCGCUGACCGCGGUGCCCGUCGUGGACCACGCCACCGCCGCCGCCGUUGGUAGCGGUACAGAGACCCUUCAAUACGGGAACGGGCAAAGGGCGAUCGAGACGUUCUCGGCGACGGACCUGCGAGACUGCCCGGUGGCGCGGCUGCAGCCGUGGCUGGGGAUCAGCGUGACGGAGUUCAAGAGGAAGGUGGCGGAGUACCGGGCGAGCACCAAGCCCGUGGUGCCCGGCGCCGACGCCACGGACACCGGCACCCCGGCCGACGACACCCCCGCGGCCGUCGUCGCCGCGGACGACGAGCCGAGCGGCGAGCAGCAGGAGGAGGAGGAGGAGCCGGCGGCGCUGGUGACGUGCUCCCCGGAGAGCACCCUCGGCGAGGCGAUCGAGGCGGUGGCAUCGAGGCACGUGCACCGGCUGUGGGUGGUCGACGAGGAAGGGCUCCUUCACGGCGUCGUGUCGCUCACCGACAUCCUCCGGGCGGUGCGGGACGCCGCGCUCGGCGAGGACCGGGAGCUGCACAGCAUCGUGUCGUGAGUCGUGACUCGUGACGUUUGGCAGUAGUAGUGUCAUCCGCCUGCCGUGCUGCUGCAGGGUACGUACGCGGCAGCAAAGGGCGAUCGAGACGUGUUCCGACGGCCGGCCGGCCGGCUGGCUGGCGGGCCGGUCGCCGGCGAGCUUUGUUUUGCCUUGUUGCUUUUGUUAGGCUCGUGGCUCCGAUCCAGGCGUUGUGUUUCGUCUACACGCCUUCGCUGUUUUUGCAUCGUUUUAUUAAUCAACUAUAAAUACGUGCUGCACUGCCGGUGUUUUCCAGCGAUAGACAGCAGGGCACUGUGGCUGGUUCUUU